Naegleria gruberi is the source of this 1296-nucleotide messenger RNA. RefSeq lists its product as uncharacterized. Gene Ontology annotation, molecular function: protein binding; peptidyl-prolyl cis-trans isomerase activity. NCBI's taxonomy places the organism in Eukaryota, Heterolobosea, Eutetramitea, Acrasida, Naegleriidae. Bases 1 to 1281 code for a protein of 426 amino acids. The transcript has a single exon. The record is from RefSeq and is a predicted model, not a curated record.
AUGUCCUCCGAAGAUAUUGUCAUGAAUGAUCAAAGUAUUGUUGAUGUUUUGGGUGAUGGUGGUAUUAUUAAAAAGAUUCUCAGAUUUGCACCUGAAGAUCAAGUGGAUACACCACCAAGUGGUUCCGAAGUUACUGUUCACUAUCAUGGUACAUUGGCUAGUAAUGGUAACAAGUUUGAUAGUAGUAGAGAUAGAAAUGAACCUUUCAAAUUCAAGAUUGGUGAAGGACAAGUUAUAAAAGGUUGGGAUGAAGGUGUUGCCACAAUGAAAAGAGGUGAACUUGCUCUUUUCACAUUGAAACCAGAAUAUGCUUAUGGUAAGAGUGGUUCUCCACCAUCUAUUCCACCAAAUAGUACCUUGAAUUUCGAAGUUGAAUUGCUUGAUUUUAAUGAUGAAAUGGAAGUUACUCAAGGUAUUACAAAGAAAGUUUUGUCAAAAGGAGAAGGAUGGAGAAAUGCUGAGGAAGAAGGUGCUACUGCUGUUUGUAAUUAUAAGAUCUAUGAAGGGGAACAAGUUUUGGAACAACGUGAUAAUGUUACCCUUGUUUUUGGAGAUGAAAAUGUUGUUGGAUUUGUGGAAGAUGCUGUUGGUUCAAUGAAAUUGAAUGAAAAGGCAAUCUUUACUGUUACACAUUUCAGACCUUGUAAAUAUCUUGAAUACACUGGUCACACUGCUGAAUUCAAGAAGGUUUUCGAAACUGAAUUGAUUAAGGGCACUCAUACCGUUAAAAUGGAAGUAACCGUGACAGCCAUCGAAAAUGAAAAGAAUGCUUGGGAAAUAGAAGCUCUCGAAAAGUUGAAUCUUGCCGAAUCAAAGAAGGAACAAGGUAAUGAACUUUUCAAGAAGAAUAGACUUGAACUCGCCAAGAAGAGAUACGAAAGAGCUUUGAGAUUCAUUGAAGAUGAAAAGCCAGACGAUGAACCAGAAGAUCAAAAGAAGAAGAGAGCUCAAAUUAUUUCUUCAUGUCACAGCAAUUUGGGAGCCAUCUAUGUCAAACAAUCAAACUGGAAGUUUGCCAUCGAUGAAUGUAACAAAGUUUUGGAUGUUGAUAGAGAAAACAUUAAGGCAUACUAUAGAAAGGCUCAAUCUUAUCAAUCUCUUGGAGAACUUGAAGAAUCCAAGACUACUCUCGAACAAUGUGUUGAAGUUUGUGCCAAUGUAACUGAAGAAACUCAAAUCCAAUUACUUGCCUCUGCUAAAUCAUUCUUGGUCAAGAUCAACAAUGCCAUUGCUGAACAAACAAAGAAGGAAAAGGCAAUGUUUAAUAAAAUGUUCCAAUAAAUCAUUUUUAUUUAC